UUUAUUAUUUGCGCAAUCAAAAAUAUUUUAAACAAUGCAUAUCUAUCAUAUAAUGCGAUAGGAGUUUCAUAUAAGUAUGAACACAUUUGUUUAGUGUUCGCGUAAUUAUUAGUUGAGAUUCAAGAUGAGAUUAAUUAAGUAUUUCGGUUUCUUGGUUUUAUUGGCACAAUAUCGUUGUUGCUAUGGAGAGAUGAGAAUCAUAGGUGGAACAAUAUUGAAUCCGCCGCAUUCGGUGCCCUCCUACGCUUUCAUCCAAAUUGGAAAUACCUGGUGCGGAGCUUCAUUGAUUUCCAGCAAAUACGUUUUAACUGCGGCUCAUUGCCUGUUGAACCGUACGGUCACAGCAACAAUUGGCCUAGGUUACCAUAGUUUAUUUGAUGAGAAUGAAGCGCCUCUCCACCAAAAGCGCAAUAGCUCUACGUUCAUAAUUCAUCCGGACUUUGACGAAGCUAAAUACGCUAAUGAUAUAGCAUUGAUAGAGAUCGACGAAGUCGAAAUAAACGAUUACGUCAAUUACAUACAAUUACCUUCGAAAUCGGAGGCCGACGUGUCGUUCGAAAAUGAAAUCGCAUCCGUCAUUGGGUUCGGGAUGACAGAGGAGCAGGAGAUGAAUGAAUACCUUUUGAUCAGUUCGAACAGCAUCUUGAGCAACAGAGUGUGUCGUUUGCACUAUUGGAAUAUUACGGAUAUAGAUGAUACUAAAAUCUGUAUGAACGGUGUUCAUGCUAAUAAGACAUUGACCGGUGGAUGCGAUGGAGAUUCCGGAGGACCGCUUUUGCACGAAAAUCGUCUGAUCGGUGUGUUAUCCUUCGCCGGGAAAGAUUGUGAACUAGGCUUACCGACUGUCUUCACACGUGCCACUAGUUAUUUGGAUUGGAUCGAAUCGAGCACCGAUAUUAAACUGAUAAUAUGCGAUUUGGUUGGAUUCGUUAAUCAUACAGUCGCAAUGUUUUCUAUACUCUGUUUCACGUGUCUGUGUGCACUUCCGAUCGCUGUUGGAAGACCUCGCAUCAUAGGAGGAAAAGAGGUUGUUCCGCAUUCUGUUAGAUCUUUCGCUUUGUUGGAGAUGCAAGGCUCAUUGUGCGGUGGGUCUCUGAUCUCUCCGUCUUACGUAUUAACCGCAGCGCACUGCGUCAACAGGACGAAUUCUGUGACGGUUUUCUUGGGUUACCAUAGCUUGUUUGUGCAGGACGACCGUCAUCAGGUACACACCAGCAACAUAAUUAUAAUACACGAAGGUUUCAAUUACAAUACGUGCGAGAAUGACAUAGCCCUUGUUCGACUGUCGCAGGAAAUCCGGUAUACGAAUUACGUGGAUGCAAUUCAACUUCCUAAAUUCAGCGAGAUGGAAUAUUCGCUCGAUGGUAAAACGGGAUUCAUGUUGGGUUUCGGGAAGACUUCGGAUGAUACUCAGGAUGAGGUGAGCGAGGUGCUGAUGGCGGUGGAAAGCCAGGUGCUUUCCAAUCGGCAAUGCAAGGUGGAAUACAGAUUGCACUCGGAUAUACGGAAAACGCAGAUUUGCCUUUUGGGUAAUAAAGGGAAAAAACUGCUCGGUGGUUGCGACAACGAUUCCGGAGGUCCACUGAUUGUUGACAACAAAUUGGUAGGAAUCUUCUCGUUUACCACGAAGAGAUGCGAAAUGGGAUUUCCAAGCGUCUUCACGCGCGUUGGCCAUUACCUAAAUUGGAUUAAAUACCAUUCAGAUGCUGAAAUCCAUUAAAUUUACAAUUUCCAUUUUAAUAUUUGGUGGAUGCGCCGGUUAAAUUUGAUACAACAAAUUUAGAUCUAAGAUUC
Messenger RNA from Nicrophorus vespilloides, 1794 nucleotides. RefSeq names its product serine protease 53-like. Lineage: Eukaryota; Metazoa; Arthropoda; Insecta; Coleoptera; Silphidae. Gene Ontology annotation, biological process: proteolysis. Gene Ontology annotation, molecular function: serine-type endopeptidase activity. The coding region runs from base 125 to 1720 and encodes 531 amino acids. The record is from RefSeq and is a predicted model, not a curated record. The transcript has 8 exons.